This is a messenger RNA of Quercus lobata, 1569 nucleotides long. Its product is annotated as probable amidase At4g34880. NCBI's taxonomy places the organism in Eukaryota, Viridiplantae, Streptophyta, Magnoliopsida, Fagales, Fagaceae. Bases 1 to 1569 code for a protein of 522 amino acids. The record is from RefSeq and is a predicted model, not a curated record. The transcript has 5 exons.
AUGGCUACCAAUGGCAACUCACGUCUUAUCAAUUCUCACUUCUCAAUCUCAUCCCUACUUUUAAUUCUCCUAGCCAUAUUACCAUCCGGGUCUCACAUUAUCAUGGGCUAUGGUUUCUCAAUCAGAGAAGCAACCAUUGAUGACCUCCAACUUGCUUUCAAGCAAAACCAACUCACCUCGAGACAACUCGUUGAGUUUUACAUUGGAGAAAUCCGGAAACUCAACCCGGUCCUUCAUGGAGUCAUAGAGGUGAACCCAGAUGCGCUAUAUGAAGCUGAUAAGGCAGACCACGAGCGCAACGCUAAGGCACCCAGGACACUAUCUGGGUUGCAUGGUAUUCCAAUAUUGGUCAAGGAUACUAUUGGAACAAAGGAUAAGCUGAAUACCACGGCUGGCUCGUUUGCACUGCUUGGCUCAGUUGUGCCUAGGGAUGCUGGUGUGGUAACCAAGUUGAGAAAUGCUGGGGCUAUCAUACUGGGGAAGGCUAGCUUGAGCGAGUGGGCUAAUUUUAUGUCACUUGCAGCACCAAGUGGUUUUAGUGCAAGAGGUGGCCAGGGCAAAAACCCUUACGUUUUAUCAGUAACUCCUUGUGGGUCAAGUAGUGGGCCAGCAAUAUCAGUUGCGGCAAAUCUGGUAGCAGUGGCACUUGGGACCGAGACUGAUGGCUCAAUCCUAUGUCCUGCCAGUUUUAACUCAGUAGUAGGCAUCAAGCCAACAGUUGGGCUCACCAGCCGAGCAGGGGUCAUCCCAGUCUCUCCUAGGCAGGACACUAUUGGGCCAAUCACGAGGACAGUAUCAGAUGCUGUUCAUGUUCUUCAUGCCAUUGCAGGUUUCGACUACAAUGAUAAAGCAACAAAGAAUGCAUCAAGAUACCUUCCACGUGGUGGCUAUAAACAGUUUCUAAAUGCUUAUAGGCUUAAAGGGAAGAGGUUGGGAAUAGUUAGGAAUCCCUUCUUUACUUCUGGCACUGGAUCUCUCCAUGCUAAAGCUUUUGAGCAUCAUUUCCAGACUCUAAGGCAAGAAGGUGCAAUUUUGAUAGACCACUUGGAAAUAGCCAACAUCGAUGUUAUCUUGAAUGUCACAUUAAGUGGGGAAGUAAUAGCUUUGCUGGCUGAGUUCAAACUAUCCUUAAAUGCAUAUCUAAAAGAUCUGGUGAUUUCUCCAGUGCGGUCCUUGGCAGAUGUAAUAGCCAACAACAAGUUCUCAGAUGUGGAAAAGAUUAAGGAAUAUGGCCAAGCCAUCUUUCUAGCAUCCCAAGCCACGAAUGGAAUUGGUAAUAAUGAGAAAGCAGCAUUGCUUAACUUGAAAAAACUUUCGAGAGAUGGAUUUGAGAAACUGAUGCGUAAGAAUAGGUUAGAUGCACUGGUAACACCUGGUCCAGAUGCUGCUUCAGUUCUUGCAAUUGGGGGAUUCCCUGGUAUUAAUGUCCCUGCAGGAUAUGAUAAUAACGGUGUGCCCUUUGGCAUAACCUUCGGAGGACUAAAGGGCUCAGAGCCAACGUUGAUUGAGAUUGCAUAUGGCUUUGAGCAGGCUACUAAGAUUAGAAAGCCACCUUCAUUUAAACCUUGA